AUGGCAGACAAUAUCAGCAUGUUGCCUGAUGAUGUCGCGUGUCGCAUUCUCUCUUUUCUUCCAACUCAAGAUGUGGUUGCAACAUCUCUUCUUGCAAAGAGAUGGCUGCGACUAUGGCUCUCAGUUCCUAGCCUCUACUUUGACGACCGAAGCUUUCUCACAAACAAAAAACCCUAUGAUCGCUUUAAGAAGUUCAUAUAUGCUAUCAUUUUCACCAGAGGUGCGCAUCGACCCCUUAAAAGUUUUUUUCUCCAAUGCAGGUCCUCCAAAUUUGACAUUUCUGAAUCAGAUCUCAACAUAUGGGUUGAGCUUGUAAUAAAAUUUAAACUUGAGGACCUCCAAAUCAAGUUGCGCGUGAUUUCUGAGCUGAAUUUGAGGAGCCACCGCAUUUUCACCUGUAAUAGUUUGGUUAUUCUCAAGUUGGCGGGGUUAAAGCUGGAUGUAUUUUCUUCUGUUGACCUUCCCUUACUCAAAACUAUAUAUUUGGAUGAUAUUAUCUUUCCUGGAUGGCAAUAUGUUGUCCAACUUCUUUCUGGGUGUCCAAUUGUUGAGAAUAUGCAUGUGAAGUUCAUAGGAUCCUUGGAUGACCCUCCUUAUAGUAAUGAGAAUUUUAAGAUCUUAUCUAAGUUGGUCAGAGCAGAUAUACGUGAAGUGGUUGAAGAUAUUCCUUUGAAAGCAAUUUGUAACGUAGAAUUUCUUCGCAUUGACAAGUACACUGAUGACGUUCCAUUUUUUCCUAAUCUAACUCAUUUGGAGCUCAUAUGUGGGUGUGGUAUGAACUGGAAUAUGGUACUUGAAAUGCUCAAGAAGUGUCCUAAGCUUCAAACUUUUGUCAUUAAUUUGAGGACAUGUUAUACUAGUGCGGUUUGGACCCUCCCCAAUUUCGUUCCAGAAUGCCUGUCUUCACAGCUUAGGAAGUUUUCUAUUAAAUGUUGUAAAGGCACAGAAGGUGAACUGCAUUUUGUUAAAUAUAUUAUGCAGAAUGCACGGGUUUUAGGGGCGAUGACAAUAGGCAUUUGGUAUUCCAUAAGAAUAGAGCGCAAAUUUGAAAUACUACAAGAAUUGUCCUUAUGCCCGAGGAGCUCUUUGAUUUGUGAACUUUCAUUUAAAUAA
Molecule: messenger RNA, 1113 nt
Organism: Lotus japonicus
Lineage: Eukaryota; Viridiplantae; Streptophyta; Magnoliopsida; Fabales; Fabaceae
Product: F-box/FBD/LRR-repeat protein At4g26340-like
Exons: 2
Coding region: 1-1113 (370 amino acids)
Molecular function (GO): protein binding
Source: RefSeq, a predicted model, not a curated record